CACCCAAACACGCUCUUUGGACUCUUUUAAAUCUAUAAAAUCAGUCAGUUCCCUAUCAGCAAAAUUUGAAUCAUCCAAAAAUUACUCGUUCCGAAAAACGGUGCCCCCAAGAAAGAAGAUCUACAUAUCAUGUCCAAUCUGUACAAAGACUUGAAGUCGGAAUGGAGCAAACGAGCCCCAAAUCUGCUGCGCUGUGGCGAACUUUUGGGCCUAUUCAAGCUGGAGAUUCUCAAAGGCGGAUUCCUGAUGCCCCGAGAGGCCUUCAACUCAAACCCCCAGCAGAAGGACCAGCUGGUGAAGUCACGCGAUGUGCUGGAGAUUGCAGUGGAGCACAGCAUCACCACCAAGGACUACGCCGCCUUUGAGCGGUACAUGGCUCAGCUGAGCAUGUACUACUACGACUACGACAAGUUCCUGGAGCCCUCGAAGGAGAUGCACAAGAUGAUUGGUCUGAGCCUGCUCUAUAUGCUGGCCACCAAUCGCAUUGCCGACUUCCACAUUGCACUGGAGCGACUGCCGUCGGCCCUGCUGCUGCAGGACAGCUUCAUCAUGCCCGUGCUGGCCCUCGAGAACUACUUUAUGGAGGGACGCUACAACAAAAUACUGCAGGCCAAGAAGUCCAUGCCCUCGGAGAUCUAUGGCAACUUCAUGGACAUGCUGGUGCAGACGGCCCGCGAGGAGAUCGCCUCCUGCAUCGAGAAGGCCUACCUGAAGAUGUCCCCCAAGCAGGCGGCACAGCGUCUGGGCCUCCGUGCUGGCGGAAAGGAGCUACUGGAGUUGGUCAAGCGCCGCCACUGGACCCUGGACACUGAGGGGAACUACGACUAUGCCUCACUGAACACCAAGCCCAAGGAUGAGAUUCCGUCCAACGAUAUAGCUACACAGAAUCUAUCCUAUGCCACUGAGCUGGAGAAAAUUGUUUGA
Messenger RNA from Drosophila obscura, 924 nucleotides. Its product is annotated as 26S proteasome non-ATPase regulatory subunit 8. Gene Ontology annotation, cellular component: proteasome regulatory particle, lid subcomplex; proteasome regulatory particle; nucleus. The record is from RefSeq and is a predicted model, not a curated record. The transcript is spliced from 2 exons. Lineage: Eukaryota; Metazoa; Arthropoda; Insecta; Diptera; Drosophilidae. Gene Ontology annotation, biological process: proteasome-mediated ubiquitin-dependent protein catabolic process. Bases 130 to 924 code for a protein of 264 amino acids.